Nyctereutes procyonoides (raccoon dog) is the source of this 1139-nucleotide messenger RNA. RefSeq names its product superoxide dismutase 3 (gene SOD3). NCBI's taxonomy places the organism in Eukaryota, Metazoa, Chordata, Mammalia, Carnivora, Canidae. The coding region runs from base 165 to 908 and encodes 247 amino acids. Gene Ontology annotation, molecular function: superoxide dismutase activity; copper ion binding. The record is from RefSeq and is a predicted model, not a curated record. The transcript has 2 exons. Gene Ontology annotation, biological process: removal of superoxide radicals.
UUCCCUGCAGUGACAGUGACCGUGACCCGCUCCCGGGGGCUGGCUUGCCCGCACGCCCACAAACAGCCCAGCCUAAGGAGUCAGCCCGCAUUCCUGGCUGCUGCUCCCUACUGCUCAGAAGGAAAGCUCUCUCGGAAGAGCUGGGAAGGUGCCCGCCCCCGGCCAUGCUGGCGCCCGCGCUGCUCUGCGCCCACCUGCUGCUGGCGGCCCCCGCCUCGCGCGCCUGGCCCGGCGCCGCCCCGGACGAGCCCGGCCCCGGCGCGGUGGCGGCGCAGCUCAGCGACAUGCACGACAAAGUGACGGCCAUCUGGCAGCAGCUGACGCAGCGCGCGGCCGAGCCGGGGGCCCCGGGCUCCGCGCUGCACGCCGCCUGCCGGGUGCAGCCGUCCGCCUCGCUGGACGCCGCGCAGCCGCGGGUGAGCGGCCUCGUGCUGUUCCGCCAGCCGGCGCCCGGCGCCCCGCUCGAGGCCUUCUUCCACCUGGACGGCUUCCCGGCCGAGCGCAACGGCUCCCGCCGCGCCAUCCACGUGCACCGCUUCGGCGACCUGAGCCCGGGCUGCGAGGCCGCGGGGCCGCACUACAACCCGCGCGCCGCGCCGCACCCGCAGCACCCCGGCGACUUCGGCAACUUCGCGGUGCGCGACGGCCGCGUCCGGAAGCACCGCGGCGGCCUGGCCGCCUCCCUCGCCGGCCCGCACUCCAUCGUGGGCCGCGCCGUCGUGGUGCACGCGGGCGAGGACGACCUGGGCCGCGGCGGCGACCCCGCCAGCCUGGACCACGGCAACGCGGGCCGCCGCCUGGCCUGCUGCGUGGUCGGCGUGUGCGGGCCGCUGCCCUGGGAGCGCGCGGCGCGGGAGCACGCGGAGCGCAGGAAGCGGCGGCGGGACAGCGACUGCGAGGCCGCCUGAGCGCCGGCCCCGGGCGCCCCCCCACCCCGGGGAUGCGGCGGGGGGGGUGGGGGAGCCCCCUGCAGGCCCCGGCGCCCCUCCCCGCGCGCGCGCCCCCGGACCUGCACACCCCCCACCCCACCUCGACGCCCUCCCUCUGCCCCCUGCAGGCCCCGACGCCCCUCCCCGCGCGCCCCCAGACCUGCAUCCCCCGCCCCACCUCGACGCCCUCCCUCUGCCCCCUGCAGGCCC